ACAGCUCCCAUACUCCACUGCCCCUGCUCGAGUCCGGACUACAGUGAGGAGACCGGAGCCAGAGAGGCGCGGGCGAGCGCGAGAGCGAGUGGGCGGUGGAUGGCGAUGGCGGGCGGCGGGGGACUCAACCGGUCAUCGUCGCGGGGGCAGCUGCCGCCGCAGGAGCUGCUCGACGAUCUCUGCAGCCGGUUCGUGCUGAACGUGCCCAAGGAGGACCUGGAGUCGUUCGAGCGGAUCCUGUUCCUGCUGGAGCAGGCGCACUGGUUCUACGAGGACAACUCCGUGGAGCACAACCCCUCCCUCAAGUCCCUCUCCUUCAAGGACUUCACCUCCCUCAUGUUCAACAGCUGCGCCGCCCUCAGGCCCUACCGCGCGCACCUCGACGACAUCUACAAGGACUUCACCCACUACAAGUUCCGCGUCCCCGUCUCCGGCGCCAUCAUCCUCGAUGACAACUAUGACAGGUGCUUACUUGUGAAGGGAUGGAAGUCUAGUGCCAGCUGGAGUUUCCCCCGUGGAAAGAGGAGCAAAGAUGAAGAGGAUCAUACUUGUGCAGUUAGAGAAGUUCUGGAGGAAACUGGGUGUGAUGUUUCUAAGCUUUUGAAAAUGGAAGACCACAUUGAAGUUUCAAUUGGACAACAAAGAGUUCGACUCUAUAUCAUUACAGGUGUUAAGGAAGAUACUGUUUUCGCACCUCAAACUAAGAAAGAGAUCAGUGAGAUCUCAUGGCACAAAAUUGAUGAUCUUCUACCUGCUAGUGAUGAUGCAAUAUCUCGUGGAGUGAAUGGGAUGAAGCUUUAUAUGGUUGCACCAUUUUUGACGGGUCUAAAAGCAUGGAUAGGCACACAUCGGUCCCCAGUAUAUCAGAAGUCAGACACAUCUACUAGAGGUACUGUGUGGAAAGCGAAGAAUCCCUCGGGUGUCUUUGUGCCUGUCGAGAACCCUGUUAUUACUAGAGCAGGAUCUGACACGCAAAACCCUGUUAUUACUAGAGCAGGAUCUGGCACGCAGCACGUCGACAACCGACCUGGCAAAAGCUUCAGAAGCUUCAGAUUCGAUACGGCCAGUAUUCUGCAGUCCAUUGAUGCUUCCUUUCUGCGUACCUAGGAUCCUGACAGAUCAUCAACUCCUGUACCCUUGAUGUGUAUAGACUAUGGAAUGAUGUCGUCGCUCGUUGUUAACUGGAAUCCGUGACGCCACGACGUUCCGUCUCCCCAUGCCGUGUUCAGUUGGUAUCUGUAAUCUAAAACACUACUGUUAUCAUAUCUUUCUUGAGUUGUUAUAAAUGUCAUGUCUUUUGCACACUCAA
Hordeum vulgare subsp. vulgare (domesticated barley) is the source of this 1309-nucleotide messenger RNA. RefSeq names its product mRNA-decapping enzyme subunit 2. The coding region runs from base 100 to 1107 and encodes 335 amino acids. Gene Ontology annotation, cellular component: cytoplasm. The transcript is spliced from 8 exons. The record is from RefSeq and is a predicted model, not a curated record. Lineage: Eukaryota; Viridiplantae; Streptophyta; Magnoliopsida; Poales; Poaceae. Gene Ontology annotation, biological process: deadenylation-dependent decapping of nuclear-transcribed mRNA; nuclear-transcribed mRNA catabolic process, nonsense-mediated decay. Gene Ontology annotation, molecular function: RNA binding; manganese ion binding; 5'-(N(7)-methylguanosine 5'-triphospho)-[mRNA] hydrolase activity.